Messenger RNA from Lingula anatina, 3835 nucleotides. RefSeq lists its product as uncharacterized. Gene Ontology annotation, molecular function: protein binding. The record is from RefSeq and is a predicted model, not a curated record. Lineage: Eukaryota; Metazoa; Brachiopoda; Lingulata; Lingulida; Lingulidae.
AUGACUACCAGAGAGAAUUCGUUUAGUGGACAUGCGAAGAAGAGGAUCAGACACUCGAAUGAUCCUAUUCCACACUGGAAAAAGACAAAAUGUCUUGAAUAUUUGGAGGCCGAGGAGGAACCGCCAUGUCAACUUACAAGUCUGCCUCCAGAGCUCAUGGAGCAAAUUGUUCAGCAUCUUGACACCAAGAGCUUUGUUCAAUUUUCCCGCACUUGUAAGACAUUUCAAGCAUUGUGCCGUGAUCCAUACUUUUGGAAGCGACACGUUGAGAACGUGUAUGAUUCCGGGUUUGGUAAAUAUCUCAUGAGAAUCCCAGACCCUGCACUGGCUCCCAAGAUGGUGUCAGCGCUGCUGUACAAACUGCAGUACGUAAAAGGUCUGAUCUACGAGAAGGAGUACCAAGGGUUAAUGGCGGGAGAUCCAGAAGUGAUCACGUGUCUGUACGCACUGGAUGCUAAAGACCCCUACUGGCAGCGAGGCAAACAGUUCCUUUUCUCCCAAAUGUUGAAGCUAUUCAACUUUCCGCUGCAUUAUUUCCAAGAUCAAGAUGAAUCUUCGAUAGACGACAUGGACCUCAGCUGGGGUGGUCUACUGUCCCUGCACCGGCAGCGAAUGAACCGCCCCGGUUGUGAUGUCAAGUUUUACGACUAUUACAUGGAAUGCUUAGCAGAUAAUUACAUCAUAAUAGAAGCUCUAUACGAUGCUUGCGUACAGACAGUAGAAAUAAGGACACUCGCUCGACUGUUGGAGGGCCACAGGUCGGCUGAUACCCCCAUAUUUAAGGCCAUACGUGACGUUCAAAUAUUAGAUGGAGACGAGGUCGACGAACUGUACGAUAUGGCCGAAGAAUUGAACCUGGGACAGGGGCCCAUCGUGGAUAUGCUAAUGGACCACUUAUUCAAAACCCACCCAUUCUUGAUGACAAACAAGGCCAAGAUUCGAAAUGGAGAAUUCGACCUCGACCUCGUAUUGAGGUACAUGAACAACUGCGCCGACUUAUACAGCGUUGUGGACCAACAGUACAAAUCAUGGUGCUUGUUCAACGAGUACGACUUGGACUCACUUGAGCAUUACGAGUCACUUGGACAGCGGUAUUAUGAAGUGCAGACAUUGUACACCUCUUUUCUCUGGGAUUUGCAUUAUCGCCAGAGUCCUUACGGUGCUCUGUGGGACCCCGGUAGAGCCAAGGAGGAAGUGGUGUGUUGGAUGAAUCAGUUGUGGGCCUACGGGGCGGAUAUCUUGAUCCGCCAGAUGGCGGUAAAGAGGAUGGUUCAGAAAAAUGCUUGGUUUCAUUUGAUGCCCGAGGUUGAAGGGUCAAAGUGGUACAGUCAAUAUUUGGAGGAAGGCGACACAAGUCCGAUCGCUCUGUCCAAGCUACAGGAAGAACUAUCCCGCAAGGAACAAAUUUUCUGCGCAUUGAAAGAGAUGAAUGUUGGCCAGAGGGUGCAUCGGACUCAGAAACGCCUGAUAAAACUGUUGCUGCCCCAAGCUUGCCACAGGGAUGUAACAUAUUAUGACGGCCCUAUUCCAUACGGACCUUGCACCAGGGCCCUGCAGUAUCGCAGACUGCACAAACUUGUGAGCGACUACAUUGACACAGGGAAAGAGGAAACAUUGGGAGAAAUUUGGGACUUCAUCAUGUUUAAAUUGAGAAGUUUCUUCGUUGAGGAGGAACAUCUGCGAGUCCCUAGCCACAGCCGGCAGCGCGGACGUAGAUAUAGGAGUAGGAGGAAUGUUGCCGUGAGAGAAUCUCGGUGUGCGGGCGGCUUUGUAACAGAGGGCCACGCCCAAACGACUGCGUGUACUACAAGCCUAAACAACAGCGCAUCUGUCGUUAGAGAUUUUGUUGGACUUGAAUGCGUUGGCAGGAAUACCAUGCAGGUUUUUGACAGUGGAUUUGCCUUUGAAUUUCACAACUCUCGUAGUGCAUGAACUGGAGUAUACAUUACGUCUACCACCGAGAGUUGGCCGGUUUGUAAUUUGUAUAUCUAAAAUUUUUUGAAUUUUUAAAAGAACCCUCACGAUCAUUGUUUCCAUCUGCAUGGGUUCUUCGACUUAAGAACUGAAAGCAUGGGGUUUCUGUGUACCGUUAUCCACAUGGACGCUCGCCAUGAUCAUGCACCUAUAAAUAGGUAGGCUACAUGUCAAGUAUUGGAUCUUGCCUGUGUAUGGUCGCAGUGUAAAAGAUCAUAGUGACAAUUCACAUAUUAAUGGUUAUAUUAUGUCAAGCUCAGUAUUUCGAUUGUACUGCAAAAUGCGUAUUAGGAUCAUGCACUGUUUUGAUUUUGUUUUAGAAAGUUUACGCAUAAGAAAUGGUGGAUUUUACACACUUUUGGACUGUGCAAUAUCUAUACAUAUAUAUAUUUGUUACAAGGUCAAUUUUAUGUAGAUUUGACUUUUAGAAAAAUAUUACAUAGACGGUGAAUCCAGCAGUAUACAUCGUCAAAAUUGCACAAGACGGUCAAUUAAAAAAAAAAAAAAAGGAUUAGGAUUUUCUUUAAUAGGUCGGUAUGUAGUAAAUGUGAGACAAUUGAACAAGUCUACGCAUUUUUAAUUUUUUUAGGAUCACUGAGCAGCCUGGUCAGUGAUGAUCCAUAUAUUAAUGGUUAUAUGUCAAAUUUUGUUUUACCAUUGUACUGUAAAAUGCGUAUUAGGAUCAUGCACUGCUUUGAUUUUGUUUUAGAAAGUUUACGCAUAAGAAAUGGUAGAUUUUACACACCUAUGGACGGUGCAAUACCUAUACACAUAUAUUUAUUAUAACGUCAAUUUUAUGUAAAUGUGACUUUUAGAAAAAUAUUACAUAGACGGUGAAUCCAGCAGUAUACAUCGUCAAAAGUGCACAAGACAGUCAAUUACAAAUGAAAAAAAAAAAAAUAAUAAUGAUAAAAAAAGAAUUUUAAAUUGGUCGGUAUGUAGAAAAUGUGAGGCAAUUCUACAAGUCUAAGUAUUUAAUUUUUUUUAGUAUCACUGAACAGUCUGUUUAAUGAUGAUUCAUAUUAAUGGUUAUAUGCCAAAUUUUGUUUUUUUCCAUUGUACUGUAAAAUGCGUAUUAGGAUCAUGCACUGUUUUGAUUUUGAUUGAGAAAGUUUACGCAUAAGAAAUGAUUACAUAGACAGUGAAGCCUGCAGUAUGCUUCGUCAAAUUGCACUAGACAAUCAAAUACAGAUAAAAAAGUGAUCUUCGAAAAUUGGUCGAUAUGUAUGAAAUGUGAGUCAGUUGUACAAGUUUAGGUAUUUAAAUUUUUUUAGGAUCACUGAACGGUCUGUUUAGUGAUAUGUUUAGUGAUGAUAUUAAUGGUUAUAUGCACAAUUUGUUUUUCCAUUGUACUACAAAAUGCGUAUUAGGAUCAUGCACUGCUUUGAUUUUGAUUUAGAAAGUUUACGCAUAAGAAAUGAUAGAUUUUACACACUGAUGAACGGUGCAAUACAUAGACAGUGAAGCCAGCAGUAUACAUUGUCAAAAUUGCACUAGGCAGUCCAAAAAAAAAAAAAAAAAAAAAAAAAAAAGAGUAAGGAUUAUUUUUAAUUUGUCGUUUCGUAGAAAAUGUGAGUCAAUUGUACAAAGCUAAGUAUUUUUGAAAUUGUUUAGGAUUCCUGAACAGUCUGUUUAGAGAUACCCAUCUCCAUGUCAAAGUAUAUUUUAAAUGUCGCAUAGAUCUAUAUUUUCAUACAAAUGAUUACUCACAUGCGUAACUAUACUUUACAGUGUAUGCACUGUAUCACAAUGAACCAUAUGUGUGCAUUUCUAUACAUAUGUUUUUGAAUAUAGAAGUGUCUUUGUAUGAUGUCAUACAAUAUGUUGAAUAAGGACCAGUAUUUGGUCUGUACUUGUCAGU